This is a messenger RNA of Lathyrus oleraceus (garden pea), 402 nucleotides long. RefSeq lists its product as uncharacterized. Bases 1 to 402 code for a protein of 133 amino acids. The record is from RefSeq and is a predicted model, not a curated record. The transcript has a single exon. NCBI's taxonomy places the organism in Eukaryota, Viridiplantae, Streptophyta, Magnoliopsida, Fabales, Fabaceae.
AUGUCGGUGAAUGAUAAAGUUUUUCAAAUUCAUCUCGUAUGCUUACCCCUUAAUAAAGUUGGCGUAGUUUUAGGAAUGAAUUGGAUUUCUUCCAAUUCGGUGUUUAUUGGAUGUGAAGAAAAGGUAAUUAUCAUUGCAUCUAAAGAAGCUACUCCGAAGGAUGUGCUGACUACUAUCUUGGAGGGUAAGGUUGGUAUGGUUAAUUUCUUGUUUGAGAAAGAAAAUCACGUUCUCUUGGUUCUCACCAUGGAAUCAGGUGAAGAUCUAAAAGUUGCGCAAAUUCCUAUAGUUGGUGAAUUUCCAUAUGUUUUCCCCGAGGAUGUCACUUCCCUCCCUCCAGAAAUGGAAGUAGAAUUCUCUAUCGAUCUGAUAUCGGGGACGACCCUAAAAUUCGUCGAUUAG